AUGUCUCAACAGCGGAGCACUUUCCCCGGCACCGGGCGGCGAACCAUGGACACCAGGCCGGCGUGGAGACGACAGGGCGGUGGAGUCCGGCACUUGUUGGUGGGGCUGGUCGCGCUCCUCAGCGGAACCUCGCAGUUAUCGCUGGUGGACGCCAACUCGUGGUGGUCAAUGGCGUUGACCCCCAUUCAGAGGCCGGAGAUGUACAUCAUCGGAGCUCAGCCGCUUUGCAGUCAGCUGUCCGGUCUCUCCCAAGGUCAGAGGAAGCUGUGCCAGCUCUACCAGGAUCACAUGAUGUACAUCGGGGACGGAGCCAAAACGGGCAUCAAGGAGUGCCAAUACCAGUUCAGACAGAGGAGGUGGAACUGCAGCACGGUGGACAACACGUCCGUCUUUGGACGUGUCAUGCAAAUCGGUUCCAGAGAAACUGCCUUCACGUACGCCGUCAGCGCGGCCGGCGUAGUCAACGCCAUCAGCCGGGCCUGCCGCGAGGGCGAGCUGUCCACCUGCGGCUGCAGCCGGGCGGCACGGCCCCGCGACCUGCCUCGGGACUGGCUUUGGGGCGGCUGCGGCGACAACGUGCACUACGGCUACCGCUUUGCCCGCGAGUUUGUAGAUGCCCGGGAGCGUGAGAAGAACUUCCCGAGGGGCUCUCCGGAGCACUCGCGCACGCUCAUGAACCUGCAGAACAACGAAGCGGGACGACAGGCGGUGUACAACCUGGCCAACGUGGCCUGCAAGUGUCACGGUGUGUCAGGCUCGUGCAGCCUGAAGACGUGCUGGCUCCAGCUGGCUGACUUCCGCCGCGUUGGCGAGUUCCUCAAGGAGAAGUACGACAGCGCCGCCGCCAUGCGUAUCGGACGCAAGGGCAAACUGGAACAAGUGGACAAGCGCUUUAACCCACCCACUCCGGAAGAUCUGGUGUACAUCGACCCAAGUCCGGACUACUGCCUCCACAAUGAGACUACGGGCUCGCUAGGCACGCAAGGCCGCCUGUGCAACAAGACGUCGGAAGGCAUGGACGGCUGCGAACUGAUGUGCUGCGGCCGGGGCUACGAUCAAUUCAAGACGUACAAGCACGAGCGCUGCCACUGCAAGUUCCACUGGUGCUGCUACGUCAAGUGCAAGCGCUGCACCUCCCUGGUCGAUCAGUUUGUCUGUAAAUAA
Molecule: messenger RNA, 1164 nt
Organism: Nerophis lumbriciformis (worm pipefish)
Lineage: Eukaryota; Metazoa; Chordata; Actinopteri; Syngnathiformes; Syngnathidae
Source: RefSeq, a predicted model, not a curated record